AUGGCAGUUGGUUUAGACUAUUCUUCUGGAACCACAGCUGCAGCUUCUGCUGCUGCCAUCAGAUGGAUGUCAAAAGAUGGAAUUGGUGCCAUUGGAUGUUUUUUCAUUGGUAGGUUUUCUUCAAAAUCUCAUAAAUGGAUACAAAAACACCAAAUUUGUGCAUUACCCAUGAUGGAUUUGCCUUUCACAGGUGAAAGAUUUGGAAAUAUUUUGAUGAUGAUCCAAAACAAUGGCGCAUGUACUUCAUUGGAAGUGCUGGAAGCAUCUUUGAUCUCACUACACCUCUCUAUCCUGCAUAUGUGUUUUAAUGUGAUAUGCAACAUCUUUGAUCUCACUACACCUCUCCAUUUACAAGAUUGA
Molecule: messenger RNA, 360 nt
Organism: Lactuca saligna
Lineage: Eukaryota; Viridiplantae; Streptophyta; Magnoliopsida; Asterales; Asteraceae
Source: the annotation of a GenBank genome assembly